Messenger RNA from Glossina fuscipes, 3811 nucleotides. RefSeq lists its product as uncharacterized. Gene Ontology annotation, molecular function: protein phosphatase 2A binding. Lineage: Eukaryota; Metazoa; Arthropoda; Insecta; Diptera; Glossinidae. The record is from RefSeq and is a predicted model, not a curated record. Gene Ontology annotation, biological process: negative regulation of phosphorylation. Gene Ontology annotation, cellular component: endoplasmic reticulum. The transcript is spliced from 11 exons. Bases 294 to 3731 code for a protein of 1145 amino acids.
AACUAUUGGCAGGCCUGAGCAAGGGAAAAAACGCAGCCAACUAAAAUAAACAACGUCAGAUAAAAUAAAUUUUGUAUUCAUUAUAAAAUGUAAAAUGUUUCAGUAUACGUCAAAUUAGAAAAAAAAAGAAGUUUAAAGAAAACUUUCGACGGAAAAUUUAUAAAAAUACAAAAGCCUUUAAAAAAAAGUUGCGAAAUUCGCUAAUAACGGAAAUAGAUCGCUAGCUUGGUAAAUCCCGGAGCAUUUUAUAAAAUAAAGGAUUUGUAAUUGCGGCCUAGCUUUUAUGCAAAACUAUGCCUUUUUACGGUUUACAUGUACCGGUCAAAAAUGUUGGCGUAGCUUCUAUCGCAGCGGCUCCAAGCAGUGCGACAUCUGCAUCUGGCAGUGGUGUUAUGUCUGACGGCGGUAAUGAUACCGUUGAUUCUCCUUACGUCUUCCGUAAAAAAUCUGAUGCCUUAGAAGUUUUAAAGAAACACAAGGAUGCCCGUUUAAAGGAAUUUGUUAGUGAAGAUGAGGCCAUUAAAUAUGCCCAAACUGGUUAUGAAGUAGUGCAAAAUAAAUAUAACGAUAAUAAGGCUUCUACUAUCUCACUGGAAAAGGCUGCCUUUCGACUUCCCACUAAGCACGAGCUUAUUGAAUUUCGAAAAAUAAUAGAAUCUGGCGAUUGUGAUCGCGUUAAAAAUAUUAUUUGGGAUAAUCCUAGGUACCUAGUAAGCUCUGGCGAUACGCCAACAACACUGAAAGAAGGUUAUCGUUAUAAUGCCAUGCAUAUAUGUGCAAUUUCAAAAAAACCUCAAGUAGCUGAACUUAUUCUAAAGACUGUAUAUGACCCAAAAUUUGUCGAUUUGCUCACUGGUAAAAAGGGCGAUCAAAAAAUGUGCGAAGAAUUGUGCGCAAAUCUGUUAGACUAUUAUUUAAAUAUGCCGGAGAAAGGACGCAGUGAAACACCAUUACAUUUAGCCGCGAAAUAUGGUUGCGUCGAGAUGGUGGAAGUGCUAACCUCCUAUCCGGAAUGUAAGCUGACAAAAAAUAGUGAAGAUUUACUCCCAAAACAGAUCAUUUGCUCGCGGUUGACCAAUCCGAAUGCAGAUGUUCUUAAAAAGAUUGAAAUGUUAUUAGGAGAACGUUUUUAUGUUCCCGUGUUGCGAUCUAAUGAUGGAUGCAUGCCAGCACAAAUUGGCCAACCAUUUUCUUCAAACAAUCCACCAAAACUUAACUGUGAUCCCUUAAGUCCAGAGGUGGAAGUUAAAGCUAUUGCUGGUCCAAUGAGCAAGGAACAGGCUAAUAAAUUUUUCCGUCGUUUGAAAACUCCGCCUAGAAAUGGUAGCAAUAUUACUUCACCAAUCGCGAGUAAUUUCUUUAUCUCUCCUAUGAAGUCUCGACCAGUUAAUAGUACUCCAUGCAAAACGCCUAAAAAAAGCAUAAACAAUAGUCUCGACUCACUCACUGCCUCCGUAAAGGGACGUUCACUCUUUAACGUUAGUGACUACAAUGGAUGUGAUAAAUCAUUUUCUUUAGAAGAUUCAUUAGAUUAUCAGAAAGAAACUGGCGGUAAAAUGAAUAUACUGCAGAGCACAGAAGAUAAAGAGACAAAUGUAAAUUUCGCAGUUACUGGUGAAGCAAAUAACAAUCGCAAGAAUCUCAUGGGUGAAGAUAAUCAAGAUAAUGCAUACAAAUCUUUAUAUCCGGGAACGCCACUGCUUCAAAAAAGAAAAUCCGCUUUCUUCAGUUAUCGCGAACCAUACGUCGCUUCUCCUGUAGUGCAGGAAUUAAAUAAUACACAGCAAAAUAAUUCUUUUAUGAUGAACGUUUCGGAUGUAUACAAUACCCCUGGCUUUAAAGAGCGUCACAUAAAAAAUACGGAUACUGAGAAAGGCAUAGAAUGUAUAGGCCGAGAAUUGGCCAAAGAGCAGAAUAUUGAGUGGCGCGAAUACUGGGAUUUCUUAGAGGAAUUUGUUGACAUAGCUGGGCCAAUAGGCUUGCAAAAAUUGGAAAACUACUUGUGUCAACGUCAAAGAAACGAGGAUAUGAGUAGAAGAAAAACCGUCAACAAUACUGUGGUACUUGAUGAAGUUACUAAUGCUUUAGAGAAGUGCGGCUUUGCCUCCGGCAAUGUCAAUAAGGAUGAUCGCUUUGACAAAACUGAUUAUGAAAAUGAAUUGAGAGGCACUAAAGUUGAGAGCCCCAUGGUUUCUAAUCCUUCGACGAACCAUCAAAUGUUUACGCCUUAUACAUACGUGGAGAAGUCUUUGCAGGUGCAUGCUAGACGAAUGACGAAGACAAUCAUGCAUAACAUGGAUAAUGUUGUGUCUAUAAACGAUGCUUUGCUUUUGGAGUUAAAACGUGUAAAGUCGUUGAUUUAUAGUUUUAAAGAAGACCUCAGUUUUUUGAAUGUUAAUUUUGAAAAAGUACAUUCGCGCAUCGGCAACUUAGUGUCAAUUUUCUUGCAGAAUUCUCAAGAAGUUACUGAAGACGUGAAAAACAAGAUAUUAACUAUUUUGCAAAGUUUGCUGCAAACAAAUGGGGAGCGCCGUGAGCAUAUGGACUGCGUAUGUGCUCGGGUUAAAUAUAUGCUGGAAAUUAAAGUGGAACAAAUUUUACCGGAACACUUAAAAACCGAAGAAAUGUGCUCGAAUAUUUGGUCUCAAGAAAAGGAUUGUGACUGCCAUUGGGAAAGUAAUUUAAGUCGUAAGACAAGUCGUCGCAAUCGUAUGGAGGCACGUUUUAAAAAUCAUCAACGUCUCAAGCAAUAUGAAGCGAACAAACAACAGCAGCAACUACCAUUAAAACAAAGCUCUGACCAUUGGCGCAAUGUACAAUCAAGUAACGAUUCUUCGGAUGAUAUGGACGAAGAAGUUUUUUGGUCUGACGUUGGUUCUGAUGUAGAUUUUGACAAAGAAAAUCAAGAAAGUUGGCAUACUCCUCCUGAAAGUCCAUCGCAUAUUGAUAUGUCUGACGUUGAAAUUAAAGAAGCUGAGCAUAAGAUUUUCAUUUACGGUAAUGAACCUACGAAACCUGAUAUGGAUGUUUUGAAUGCCAUUCUUCGUAUCGAUGUCGAUAAAUCGAAGUACCCAAAUGUUCAUUCCUGGAAAACCGCUUUGAUGCGUUAUCCUAAUGACGAAAUGGAUUUCUUUGCGUCACCUCGUAUUGUGAAGAAGUCUCAUUCGUUUGUGAAUCAAACUUCGUAUAAAAACGAGAAUACAUUGGAGACACCGCCAUCACGUCAACGAAGUCAGUACGCAUUAGUACGUUCACAGACCAGCCCUCUGGCCGUUAAUUCAUUAAAGUCUUCAACCGAUGCUAUUAAAGAAUCAAACUUACAACUGCCCACAAAACGUUUAUUCAUGUCACCAAAAAUCAUAACUGCCGCAUCAACCGUCGAUAAUGCUUUGAAUAUAAUAACCACAAAAAACGCAAUGAAUUCCAUUAGAGAUACGAUUACAACAGUCACCACUAAGAUUGCAAAUGAGACCAUGACCACCGGUUUACUAACUGUUAAUACUGCUGCUUCUCAGCCGUCGAGACCGCUAACGCCCAUAAAUAAAUUACGAGGACUUUUUAGCGCCUAUCGCGAACGUUUGUCAACUUCUCCUUUAUCAACUCCCCUGACAGAGAAGUCAACUUCCAUCAUAGAUAAUAUGAAUUGUGCCAGAGAAAAGAACAGCAACGAUGAGUCUGGCACUCCUAAUCUCUCCCGAAUGAAUAGGUCGGACAUGAAUGCUUGUGAAUGAGCCGGAAAACUAUUAUUUAUGUUGGUUUUUGUUUUCAGAUGAAUUGCCUUUUAUUUUAUUGUUCGUUUUCUUCUCUUAUA